Molecule: messenger RNA, 1513 nt
Organism: Oncorhynchus masou masou (cherry salmon)
Lineage: Eukaryota; Metazoa; Chordata; Actinopteri; Salmoniformes; Salmonidae
Gene: ahsgb
Product: alpha-2-HS-glycoprotein 1
Exons: 7
Coding region: 22-1266 (414 amino acids)
Biological process (GO): negative regulation of endopeptidase activity
Cellular component (GO): extracellular region; extracellular matrix; blood microparticle
Molecular function (GO): cysteine-type endopeptidase inhibitor activity
Source: RefSeq, a predicted model, not a curated record
CUUUAUUCAACGUGUGAUACUAUGAGGGGACUGGUUAUUCUCUCUGUCCUGACAGUGUGGGCGCUGAACUGUGCCAGUGUGCCAACGCGGGACACCAGUGGACGCCACUGGAGCUGCGAUGACAAUGACAAAGAGCCAGGGGCGAGGUUGGCCAUGCUCAGCAUCAACAGCAAACAUUUCCAUGGAUACAAGUUCCAGCUCAGAAACAUAACCUUCAGCACAGUGGAGAAGGGUCAAUCUGACUGUAAAUUGCACCUGGAACUAGACCUCCAGGAAACAACCUGUCACAUCAUCAACCCAAAAUCUUUCGAAGAGUGUGACAUCCGUCAAGAUUAUGAAACACAAGUGAAUGCCCACUGCAAUGUGACCCUGAGCAUCACAGAAGGCAUUGCAGAGGUCUCUAAACACUCCUGCAACACUGAACCAGUUUCUGCUGAGAAGAUGGUCAGAAUGUGUCCGGACUGCCCCAUUCUGCUGCCCCUUCAUAGCCCCGAGGGCCUAGAGAGUGUGAAGGCAGGCCUCAGGCAGUUCAACAUGGACCACAACUACACCUCCUACUUCAAACUGAUGGAAGUGGGGAGGAUUACAUCUGGGUACAUGAUGAUGACUGGAAUGAACUACUACGCUGAGUUGGCCAUCGUGGAGACUGAGUGUAAUGCCAAGAGCAGGAUAGAUACACAGGCCUGCAAGCCACUGUGCCCCGAUGAAGCUCGCCAUGGGCUCUGUAAAUCCACACUUCUGGGGAAUGGCCAGGUGGAUGUCAACUGUGAGAUCUAUGAAGCUCUUAACGCCAGUUCUCCCCGUACCCCUGGAAGGGAGUGUGGACACCCACCACACCGCUCCGGACACCACAUCCAUCCUGGCAUCAAGCAUCACCUCCCUCCCUGGGUACACAAGCCAGGCAAACCAGGCCCACUACCAGGCUUCCCAGGACGCCCUGGUGGCCCACCUCCAGGCGACCAAGGUCCACCCCCUGGCCCCCAUAACCCACCCCCAGGUCCCCAUAACCCACCCCCUGGUCCCCAUAACCCACCCCCAGGUCCCCAUAACCCACCCCCUGGUCCCCAUGGAGAGUUCCCCUUCCCCCACUGUCACGGGUUUGUGAAAAUCCCCCCCUCUAUCCACCCUCUUUGCCCCUUCCCACCCCCUCAUCACCCCCACCCACACCCUCGUCCCCAUGGCCACGGGCCACCCCCAGGGCACUCUCUACCACCCCACCCUACACACGUUCUGGGCAAGGCUCCUCCCCCACAUGUCAAGGCAUAAUCUCAGCAUUCGGAUUCCACUUCUAAAUGGUGGAUGGCUGAAAUCAUGUUGCCGUAUUCAGAAGUAGUUUUGCCAUCAUGGUUGAAAUAAUGGCAAUAAUAAGAACAGUAACUUUUUACUGCAAAUUAAAUGAUCUGUUUUCCUUUUCUGGCUUCUACUUCAUCUACGGAUUCUCUCUGUUAAAAUCAGCUGUGACAUUCUUGGAUUACAUAUUCAUUUUUUUAAAUUAAUAAAGUACUUGAUGAUA